AUGGAAGAAAAUAUGAAUACAUGUUUCUCCUUUGAUAUGCUUGAUAUAAUGAUUAGUAAUAGCAGUUAUAGAAAAGAAAAUGAAAAAUUAAUAUGGGAUGAAAACAAAAGUAAUGAUAUAUCAAAAAGUACCAAAGAUCAAUCAUUAUAUAAUACAUUUGACAACAGUGAACAAAUAAAAGAAGAUAGAGAUAAAAGCGUAUCAACUCAAAAUAAAAAAAAAAAAAGUUUAAAUAUAUCAGAGAAAUCUAAUAUAGAUAAUGAAUUUUACGAUGAUAUAGAUAAUAUUAUGGACAAUGAAAUAAACGAAUUUGUAGAUGCUGAUUUAAACACAUUUUUAAAUUUGGUAACGAAUGAAAAAAAAAAAAAAAAAGGGAAAGAAUCACACCGUAAAAUUAACGGUACUAAAAAAAAUUCACCAUUAAAAGUUCAAAAAGGAAAAAAAAAAAAAAUAAAUAAUAAUAAUAAUGAUAGUAAUAAAAAAAGAAAAAAUAAUCAAACAUCAAGUUAUGAAAUAUCAGAAGGUGAAGAUCUUUUAGACAUGUUUUCGUUACAUGAUGAAGGAAUUAAAGAUAAUUUUUCCGAAAGAAAUUAUAAUACCAAUGUUGAAAAUAGUUAUAUUGAUGGUAUUGAAUAUGCAAUAUGUAAUGAAAAUGAAAUAGUAAGUAAUAAUACUAGCAAAAAUUAUGAAAAUAUAAAUGAAUAUAAUUUAUUGUCCGAAGGAGGAAUAUCAAAUAGUGACAGUAGUGACAAUUGUGAAAUAAAAGAAGAUAUUUCAACAAAUAAUAAAAUAAAUAUAAAAAAAAGUGAGGAAAAAAGUGAGGAAAAAAGUGAGGAAAAAAGUGAGGAAAAAAGUGAGGAAAAAAGUGAGGAAAAAAGUGAGGAAAAAAGUGAGGAAAAAAGUGAGGAAAAAAGUGAGGAAAAAAGUGAGGAAAAAAGUGAGGAAAAAAGUGAGGAAAAAAGUGAAGAAAAAAGUGAAGAAAAGAAUAUAAAUAAUAAAUUAGAAGAUAUAGAACGACUUGAUAAAUAUUUAUUAGAACCAAGUUGUAUAGGAUGUUCUAAUUGUAACUACUAUUUAAAAGAACUAACUUUGAAAAAUUAUAUAAAAUUUAGUUCGAUGGGUGAGUAUAUAAAUGAAGGUGAAAAUAAUUUACUUUUUUUAAAAAAUAAACAAAUACAAGAAUUAGAAAAUGUAAAUAAAAAAAUUAUAAAACAAAUGGAACUAUUUAAAGAAGAAAAUAUAAAUUUAAAUAAAAAAUUAGCUGAUUUUAAAUUUGAAUUUAUUGAAAUAAAUAAAAAAAUUAAUAUGUUAAUAAGCCAAAAUAAGUUAUUGCAAGAUAUAAAUAAUGAUCUAACUAAAAAUCUUCAAAAAGAAAAACAAAAAAAAAAUCUACAAUCUAAUAAUUAUUCAGUGGGCAAAAAAAAAGUGUCUGAAAAGGAUUUCGAAAAUUCGAUAGACAAAGAAUUAUUUAACUAA
Molecule: messenger RNA, 1476 nt
Organism: Plasmodium yoelii
Lineage: Eukaryota; Apicomplexa; Aconoidasida; Haemosporida; Plasmodiidae
Product: conserved Plasmodium protein, unknown function
Exons: 1
Coding region: 1-1476 (491 amino acids)
Source: RefSeq, a predicted model, not a curated record